Molecule: messenger RNA, 1878 nt
Organism: Leishmania mexicana MHOM/GT/2001/U1103
Lineage: Eukaryota; Euglenozoa; Kinetoplastea; Trypanosomatida; Trypanosomatidae
Product: putative nucleolar protein
Exons: 1
Coding region: 1-1878 (625 amino acids)
Biological process (GO): rRNA base methylation; maturation of LSU-rRNA
Cellular component (GO): nucleolus
Molecular function (GO): rRNA (cytosine-C5-)-methyltransferase activity; RNA binding
Source: RefSeq, a predicted model, not a curated record
AUGGCGAAAAAGACGGCCACCGUUGUAGCGAAGAAGGUGGUGGCACAAGCCGCCGCCCCCGCAGCGAAGUCGUUCAAGAAGGCGAACGGCACUGCAGUGGUGGCCGCCGUGAAAAAGGCCGGCAAGAAACCCGUCAUUGCGCCCAAGGCUGCGCGAAAGGCACCGGUGGUUGAGGAAGAGGAGGAGGACUCGAACUUCGACUACGAUGACACCGUCGGGAACAGCAGCGAAUACACCGGGGCGUGGGAUGACGAGGACGGCUCCGGCGAUGAGGAGAAUAUCGAUUUUGACGACGUCAUUGACGGCGACGAGGAGGACGAGGAAGACUUCGACGCGGACAUCCAGGACGACGACGACUUCGAGGUCAAGGCUGAGAAGUACCGCCGCCGCAUGCUGGCGCAGCGCCAACUGGCCGAUGCGGAGCAGCAGGAGGACAUUGUGACUCGCACGGCGAAGCCGACGCCUCUGCACGAUCGCGAGCAGUGGGACGAUGCGGCGCAGCAGGAAGAGGGCGGCGUCGCAGCCAUCCAUCUACUUGGAAAAACGAACACGGCAGAGGAGCUGCGUGAUCGCAUUCAAGAGACCGUUCGUGUGCUGUCCAACUUCAAGCAGGAACGCGAAGAAGAUCGCGAACGUGGCGAGUAUCUCGAGCUGCUCCGCUCGGACCUUCUCGAGCUGUACGAGUACAGCGAAUUCCUCAUGGACGCGGUCCUGCAGUUGUUCCCCCCUGCCGAGGCGGUGGACUUUUUGGAAGCGAUGGAGAAGACAAGACCAACGACCAUUCGCGUUAACACGCUCAAAGCGAAGCGCCGUGAUCUUGUUCAGGCGCUUGUGAAGCGCGGCAUGAACGUCGAGCCGCUGGAGAAGUGGUCCAAGGUUGGUCUGCAAGUGUUCGAGUCGAACGUCCCAAUCGCCGGCACCAUCGAGUACCUCGCGGGCCAUUACAUGCUGCAGGCCGCGGCCUCGUUCCUGCCGGUCAUGGCCCUCGCCCCGCAGGAGAAUGAUCGCGUGCUCGACAUGUCGGCCGCCCCGGGAGGGAAGACGACGUACAUUGCGCAGCUCAUGAAGAACACCGGCGUUCUCUUCGCGAAUGAUGUGAGCGAGCCACGGUGCAAGUCGCUCAACGCGAACCUACAGCGCCUUGGUGUCACCAACUGCAUCGUCACGAACUACGACGGCACCGGCUACGAGAGGGUGAUGCGCAACUUUGACCGCGUCCUGCUCGACGCCCCCUGCUCCGGCACAGGCAUCAUCUCACGGGACAAGAGCAUCAAGACAAGCAAACAGUACGAGGACAUUCAGCGUGCCUCACAGCUGCAGCGUGCGCUGCUUCUGGGCGCCAUCGACGCCUGCAAGAUCGGCGGUUACGUUGUCUACUCUACCUGUUCCUUCCUCGUGGAAGAGGAUGAGGCGAUUGUGGACUUCGCGCUGAGGCGGCGUGAUCUGCAGGUGGUGGAGAUGGGGCUGCCGUUUGGGCGUCCUGGCUUCACCAAGUACCGCCACCACCGCUAUCACAACAGCCUCGAGCUCUCCCGCCGCUACUUUCCGCACGUGCACAACAUGGACGGCUUCUUCAUCUGCAAGAUGAAGAAGUUGUCGGACAGCACCACCAAGAAGCCGGACGCGGCGGACGAAAACCUGUCCAGGGCUGGGAGCACGCCCGCCUCCUCGUCUAAGAAGCGUGGGCACUCCAGCGACAAUAUUACGGAGCUCCAGGUCGGCUCGAAGCGGGUGCGACUCGAGAAGGGCAAGGCUGUCGUGUUGGCCGAAAAGGCGCCAGCCAAGAACCACAAGCUUAGCGUUCCACCGAGCUCCAAGGCGACUCGCAGCGAACGGAAGAUGAAGGAAAAACGUAAGCCGCACAAAACGCGUGAGUGA